This is a messenger RNA of Anopheles stephensi (Asian malaria mosquito), 823 nucleotides long. It is a transcript of the gene ND-B14, whose product is annotated as NADH dehydrogenase [ubiquinone] 1 alpha subcomplex subunit 6. The record is from RefSeq and is a predicted model, not a curated record. The coding region runs from base 117 to 491 and encodes 124 amino acids. The transcript is spliced from 2 exons. NCBI's taxonomy places the organism in Eukaryota, Metazoa, Arthropoda, Insecta, Diptera, Culicidae. Gene Ontology annotation, biological process: response to oxidative stress.
AGCGAAAAAAAACAACACAAUUGUCACAACAUUCGGCUGCACAGGAUCCGUCUUUCAGCUCGAGCUCCAAGUUUUCUCGAUCGUCCCCAUCCGAAAAUCUAUCCGUUUGCCCGAGCAUGGCUAGCCGCGAAGCCGUACGCCGGACGGUCCAAUCCGUGCGACCCAUCCUGUCCGUGGAUCGCGAGGAGGCGCGCAAACGCGUCCUCAACCUCUACAAGGCAUGGUAUCGCCAGAUUCCGUACAUUGUGAUGGACUACGACAUCCCGAAGUCGGUUGAGCAGUGCCGGGAAAAGCUGCGCGAAGAGUUCCUCAAGCACAGGAACGUCACCGACAUUCGCGUGAUCGACAUGCUCGUCAUCAAGGGCCAGAUGGAGCUGAAGGAGUCGGUCGAGAUCUGGAAGCAGAAGGGACACAUUAUGCGCUACUGGAAGGAGAGCCAGGAACCGAAACCGACCGACUUUCUGUACAAAUUCUUGUCCGGUCAAAACUGAGCUGCUUGCGUGGGUUUGCGAUAAUAGCCCGCAAGCGGGAUAAUAGUGGAUAGGCAGGCGCGUCAGCAUACAGCUGAUGAAUGUUGGGUGUAAAUAAAGGAACUGAAAACAAAACCCUAUUCACCCGUCGUAGUGCAAGAAUGUAACGAAACAAAAUGUAAUCGAACAGCGGAGUUUUGUAGCACCUUCUGUUAUGUUGCUCAGAUCAUCAGCGAGCUAGCAAAGGGACAGUCUUGGAGUUUUGAGAAAAAGCUUAGCAAAAUUGCGGAUUGAAUGUUAAGCAAAGUAAAACAAGAAAUAUAACGUUAUCAAAUCUAUUUGAUGCAAAACAA